This is a messenger RNA of Syngnathoides biaculeatus (alligator pipefish), 5039 nucleotides long. RefSeq names its product amyloid beta (A4) precursor protein b (gene appb). Gene Ontology annotation, biological process: central nervous system development; axonogenesis. Gene Ontology annotation, molecular function: transition metal ion binding; serine-type endopeptidase inhibitor activity; signaling receptor binding. The transcript has 18 exons. The coding region runs from base 196 to 2466 and encodes 756 amino acids. Lineage: Eukaryota; Metazoa; Chordata; Actinopteri; Syngnathiformes; Syngnathidae. Gene Ontology annotation, cellular component: early endosome; cell surface; plasma membrane. The record is from RefSeq and is a predicted model, not a curated record.
AACGCAUCCAGGCUGCGAGGGUAAAACCGAGGGAGGAGGGAGGGAUCACCGGGAUCAGGGAUCGCUUUAUCCGCCGCGUCCGCAUCAAGCCGAAACGCGUGAUUUAUUCGAAUAACAAGCCGCCGUCGAACAGCCGACAUCGCCAAGAGGAUUUUUUUUUUUUUUUUUGCUCGAAUUGGAUACCCGGAGGACGGCAUGGGGGGACACACGGCGUUCGUGCUCUUACUUGCGGCGACCUUGACGCUCUCAUCCGAGGUGCCUGCUGCUGACGACUUGGUGGGUUUGCUGACCGAACCGCAGGUGGCCAUGUUCUGCGGCAAGCUCAACAUGCACAUCAACGUGCAGAGCGGCAACUGGGAGCCAGACCCAUCUGGGUCCAAGAGCUGCAUCGGCACCAAGGAGGGCAUUCUGAAUUACUGCCAAGAGGUUUAUCCGGAACUUCAGAUCACUAACGUGGUGGAGGCCAACCAGCCCGUCAGCAUCCAGAACUGGUGCAAAAAUGGCCGCAAGCAGUGCCGCAGUCAGAAUCACAUCGUGGUGCCCUACCGCUGCUUGGUCGGGGAGUUUGUGAGCGACGCCCUUCUGGUACCUGACAAGUGUAAGUUCUUGCACAAGGAGUAUAUGGACCAGUGCGAGAGCCAUCUGUACUGGCACACCGUUGCCCAAGAGUCCUGCGGCGACCGCUCCGCCGACCUCCAUGACUACGGGCUGCUGAUGCCCUGCGGCAUCGACCUUUACCGAGGGGUGGAGUUCGUGUGCUGCCCGACCGAGGCCGAGCAGGAGUCCGACAGCGCGGCGCUGGAUGGCGAGGAGUCGGACGUCUGGUGGGGCGGAGCUGAGCCCGACAACAACGAUGACAGCACGGCGCAGCAGACGGACGCGGAUCCCGCCGCCGCUGAGGAGGAGGACGAUGAGGAAGACGACGAAGAGGCUGACACUUUUGAGCGCGACGAGAACGACGGCGAAGAAGUUGACGAGGAGGAAGAGGAGGAGGAGGACGACGACGACGUGACCAGCGAGCGGGAGAGCGACGAGCGCAGCGCUAAUGUCGCCAUGACAACCACCACCACCACCGAAUCCAUUGAGGAAGUCGUCCGAGCCGCUUGUUGGGCACGCGCCGAGUCGGGCCCGUGUCACGACAUGCUGGAGCGCUGGUACUUCGUGCCUGAAAAGGCCCGCUGCGCCCCCUUCCUGUUCGGGGGCUGCGGGGGCAACAGGAAUAACUUUGAUUCCGAGGAAUACUGCCUUGCUGUCUGCAGCAGCUCGUUGCCCACCACGGCGCCCAGCCCCCCGGACGCCGUCGACCAGUACCUCGAGUCGCCCGGCGACGACAACGAGCACGGCGACUUCCAGAGGGCGAAGGAAAGCCUGGAGGCCAAGCACAGAGAAAAGCUGUCCGAGGUGAUGAAGGAAUGGGAGGAGGCCGAGAGGAAGGCCAAGAACCUCCCGCAUGCCGACAAGAAAGCCAUCAUUCAGCGCUUCCAGGAGAAGGUGGAGGCCCUGGAGGAGGAAGCCGCCGGAGAGAGGCAGCAGCUGGUGGAAACCCACAUGGCCCGAGUCGAGGCUCUGCUCAACAGCCGCCGACGCGUGGCUCUGGAAAACUACCUCAGUGCACUGCAGACCAACCCUCCACGGCCUCGUCAGGUGCUGAGUCUCCUGAAGAAGUACGUCCGGGCCGAGCAGAAGGACUGCCAGCACACAGUCAAACACUACGAGCACGUCCGAGCCGUCGACCCGAAGAAGGCGGCGCAGAUUCGGCCACAGGUUUUGACGCACUUGCGUGUGCUGGACGAGCGGAUGAACCAGUCGCUCGGUUUACUGUACAAGGUGCCCAACGUGGCCAGCGAGAUCCACAGCCAAGUCUCCGUCAUCGUGCAGCGAGUCCAGUCCGAGCUGUCUCAGCAAGUGUCCUCCCUGCAGAGUGACAACAGAGCGGACGGCAGGGUGAGCUUCGGCAACGACGCCCUCAUGCCCGACCAGGCGUUCAGCUCGGCUCCGAUGCAACCCGGCCUCGACGGGCUGGGCUUUAUCCACCCCGAGAGCUUCAACCAGCCCAACACAGAGAACCACGUUGAGCCAGUUGAUGCCCGCCCACUUCCGGAUCGAGGACUCCCCACACGGCCUGUGUCCGCCCUGAAGCCCGAAGAAAUCCCCCAAGUGCGUAUGGAGACCGACGAGAGGCAAAGCACUGGCUACGAAGUCCACCAUCAAAAACUGGUGUUUUUCGCCGAGGACGUCGGCUCCAACAAAGGCGCCAUCAUCGGGCUGAUGGUGGGAGGCGUCGUCAUAGCGACCGUCAUCGUCAUCACCCUGGUGAUGCUGAGGAAGAAGCAAUACACGUCCAUCCACCACGGCGUCAUCGAGGUGGAUGCGGCGGUGACACCCGAGGAGCGCCACCUGGCCAAGAUGCAGCAGAACGGCUACGAGAAUCCCACCUACAAGUUCUUUGAGCAGAUCCACAACUAAUAAGGACCCCCGCCUUCCCUCUCUCUCUUUCUCGCUCCUCCCCAGAGGUUCUGUUCCACUCUCCGCUCCCAUUUGACAAAACGCAAACAAAACAAACAAAAAAAAAACUGGAAAUUUGCAUUUGGGCCAAAGGAAGCAGACAUGGAACAAAGCCCCCCCCACCCCCCCCACCCCCAUUGCACAACGUAACACUAACGGAGUGAGACAAGGGUACGCCCUGUGUCACCUGCACAUUUCAACCAAUCACAACACAAACCCCUUUGCAGUGUUUUUGUACUCAAUGAACUUGUUGACCGACUAUAGCGACACAGUACAAGCACACACGCAUAUGUGUGUGUAUGUAUAGGUAUUUAUAUACACACACAUACAUAUAUGAAUAUUAUCAUCGCAGCACUGUGCUUACCCUGCUAUUUAAACUAGCCAGCGCAAAAAGCAUUUCAAGUUUGUUUCAAAUAUCAAAAGAAUGACUAUUUUAUUUUUUUUUUUGCGUGUAAAAUAUGAAGAUUAGCUGUAACGUCUACGUAGUGCAUGGCCACAUCGCGUCCGACCGCGUCUUAACGUUUCGAUAUUUUAGCGAGAUUGUACAUUUCCGGCGUCUCUUUUCGUGAUCUUGUGCAAUAAGAAGAUUUAAAAAAAAGAAAAAACAUUCAGAACGCUUUAAACAUUUUUUUUUAAGUUCAUCUCCGCGCGUCAAUGUCGUGUUGGCUGCAUGGGCGAAAAUCAAGCAACAACAAAAAGAAUCAAAUAUUAUAUGUAAUAUAUGAAGUGUAAUAGUAUCCGAAAGGAAGAUGAUUGUGUUACUGUUUGCGUUUUAUGCACUCUGUCUUUGUCGUUUUUUUUUUGGGGGGGGAGGGGGCGGACAUCUGAUGAUCAAGUGCAGUGGAAGCUCUCGGGUGGAACGAAGGAUGAAAUAUGAAAUACACGUUUUUUUUUUACCUGUUUUUGUGUGAAGGACGCUAGCGAUAGCAAAGAGGAAAUGACUGACUAUUCUGUGCAAUAUGAGCAAUAGAAUUGUUUCAAUAUCAGCGAGUACACUACACGCUCCUUUUCUCCAUCACUCCCAGAUGAUCUUUGACUUUUUUUCUUCUCGUUUUGAAAAUGGCGCCGUAAAUCGGGACAGCUCAGAGGUCCGCUCGGGAGGUUCCGCCGUAUUCGCCCCUCGAUGCAGACUUUUCAAAGUCGUAUGUGGAGCUGGAGAUACGGAAGCGGAUGAGUGCCACCGCGAUUUGGAAUUUGAAAUGGAAAGUGAUGGCGGCACGGUGGAUCAGCCGGUAAAACGUUGGCCUCGCAGUUCGGAGGGCCCGGGUCCAAUCCCGGACCCGCCUGUGUGGAGUUUGCGUGUUCUCCCCGUGCCUGUGUGGGUCUUUUCCAGUCACUCCAUCCCAAAAGCAUACAACAUUAAUCGGACACUUUAAAUUGCCUCUAGGUGUGAUUGUGAGUGCAUCUGUUUGUCUCGAUGUGCCCUGCGAUUGGCUGGCGACCAGUUCAGGGUGUACCCCGCCUCCUGCUCGUCGACAGCCGGGAUAGGCUCUAGCGCUCCCCGUGACCCUAGUGAGGAUAAGUGGGAAAGAAAAUGGAUUGAUGGAUGUAUUUCAGAGUAACUUUUCAACGUUAACAAUUCAACCGGCUACAGUUCGCUGUCUGAAAUUCAACUGUCUGUGCCACCAGGCAGGGUACUUCAGGUCAGACUCAGCCAGCCAAUCCAGUUACGCUUUCUUAGUAUGUGACAUCACGUGACUAAGAAAGCAUAACUGCGAUUGGCUGGGUGAUCGGUUCUGACCUGAAGUAACCCUGCCCGGUGGCACAGACGGUUGAAUUUCAGACAGCGAAUUGUAGCAACUAUUGAAAAUGUGAUCACUUUACAUCCACCCAUCCAUUUUCUUUGCCGCUUAUCCUCACGAGGGUCGCAGGUAGUGCUGGAGCCUAUCCCAGCAGUCAAUGGGCAAGAGGCAGGGUACACCCUGAACUGGUCGCCAGCCAAUCGCAGGGCACAUAGAUACAAACAGCCAAUCACACUCACAAUCACACCUGUGGAUAAUUGAGAGUGUCCAAUUAAUGUCGCAUGUUUUUGGGGAUGUGGGAACGUCACUUUACAUUCCAAAUUCUGGUGGCACUGAUCUACUUCCAUGUGGAGACUAACAUCUCAAUCAUUCCUGUUGAAUCAUUCCGUUAUUGAUUGUAAAAUUGAUGUUUGGGCAAAAUAUGCCCCGUUUCCCCCCCCCCCCCCCCCCCCUGCAGCUUUAAUAGUGAAAAAAGAUUUGGGGAAAUUGAGUCCCACGUCCCAAAAACGCCACCCUUUUACGAGACCAUCUCAGUUUGUUUUUUCAUCGCGGCUGCGUCCUUUCUUGUCGCGUGGUAGAUCUUUGGAGUCCUCACAUCUCGCCCCCUCAGCCCGUCCCUCCCCCUUCUCUAACAUUAACAUAUCAUAUCAUAUCCAAACACAAGACGUGAACUGAAGCUCUCGUUCUGAUGAAUGUUUCAAAAUGUUUUGUAGUUCCAUGAACCAUUUUUGCUUAACGGUUUCGACCGCCACCAUACCAUGAAUAAAAAAAAAUUUGAAUGUACAUAAUCGA